Molecule: messenger RNA, 5117 nt
Organism: Clarias gariepinus (North African catfish)
Lineage: Eukaryota; Metazoa; Chordata; Actinopteri; Siluriformes; Clariidae
Product: macrophage mannose receptor 1-like
Exons: 31
Coding region: 33-4385 (1450 amino acids)
Biological process (GO): receptor-mediated endocytosis
Cellular component (GO): plasma membrane
Molecular function (GO): signaling receptor activity
Source: RefSeq, a predicted model, not a curated record
UUAAAGUGACAUACUGUAGUGAGAAUUGAACAAUGGCAGGUGUGACACAGAAACUGGCUUGUGUAAGGCUGCAAAACAUGAUUCACAGAAAGUGGAUGAAAUUAUCUGCUUUUCUCGUGCUCCUGCUUAAUCUAUCACACUGCUUUGCUUAUCCAGAUGAAAAUUUUUUGAUCUACAAUGCACAGAAGAACAAAUGCUUGACGGACAACUUGAGGUUUAUAGCAGUGUGUGACCCUCUCAGCCUAAAACAGCAGUUUCGUUGGACUUCUGAGAAUCGAAUUUUUAAUGUUGCCCAGAAGAAAUGCCUUGGUGUAGGGAGCAAGAAAGAGGGCAAUAAACUGCAGUGGUACAUCUGUAAUGCCCCAAACGACCUCCAAAAGUGGGAAUGCACGAAUGAUACACAGUUUAGCCUGAAGAAUGAGUCUCUAUAUUUGUCUCUUCUGGGAGAAUCUAUUUCUCUAACAAUGUCAAGAAAGCAGGAAGACAAGAGCCAGUGGACAAUACAUGGAACAACAGACAACAUUUGCUCUCAGCCAUAUCAAGAAUCGUAUACACUUAGAGGAAAUGGCUUUGGGCGUCCGUGUCAUUUUCCAUUUAGGUAUAAAAAUAAAUGGUAUGCCGACUGCACAAUUGAUGGCUCCUCCAACAAACGCCUGUGGUGUGCAAUUGAAAGUAUAUAUGAAGAUAAUGAGCUCUGGGGUUAUUGCCCGACACGUGAAACAGAUGAUUUCUGGACCAAGAACCCUCUAACAGGAAUGCAUUACCAAAUAAACAAAGAGUCAGCACUUACCUGGUAUCAGGCCAGAAAAAGCUGUCAGCAGCAGGGGGGAGACCUGGCGAGCAUCACUGAGCCCCACGAGCAAACACUCAUAUCAGGUUUGACUCAGGGAAAAGGCCCAGUGCUGUGGACAGGGCUAAACAGUUUAGAUCCUUCAAGUGGAUGGCACUGGAUCAAUGGGCAACCUUUACGCUAUUUAAACUGGCUAAGUGGACAACCAUCUUCUCAACCAGGCCGAAGCUGUGGGGCAGUAAAUCAACAAUAUGAUUCCAAAUGGUCCACUGAUGAUUGUUCUGCAAGACAUGGAUAUAUCUGCCAGAAAGUCCUCCAAACUCCUACCAUUCCACCAAUGGUGCACACAGGUUCUUGCCCCAGACCAUGGAUACCUUACUUAGGUCACUGCUAUUAUCUUAAUCGAGCCAAAAAAACAUGGUCAGAGGCAAAAGAUUCCUGUCGUCGUGAUGGUGGGGAUCUGCUGAGCAUUCUCAGUGUAGAGGAACAAAGCUUUGCCAUCUCACAACUUGGAUACUUAAAGACAGACGAGUUGUGGAUCGGUUUAAACGACCUCAAGACUGCGAUGUAUUUUGAGUGGAGUGAUCAUUCCAGUGUCCCAUUUGUCUCAUGGGAGAUCAAUGAACCAAGCCACAAUGCUGACAAUAAAGAGGACUGUGUUAUAAUGAGAGGAGAGGAAGGCAAGUGGGCUGAUGAAAUCUGUAAACACAAGUAUGGAUUCAUCUGUAAGAAAGAUGCAAAUUCAACACCAUCUAUUAAUGAUACAGUUAUCACAAGUCCUGGCUGCAAGUCUGGAUGGACCAGAUAUGGAUACUACUGCUACUUCAUAGGAACAGAAAUUAAAACCUUUGAUGAGGCCAAACAGAUGUGUGUGAAAUCUGAUUCUUAUUUGGUUGACAUCACAAACAGAGUUGAAAAUGCCUUCCUGAUCAGCUUGGUAGGGAUGCGACCAGAGAAGCACUUCUGGAUUGGGCUCUCUAAUACCAAGGAUCGACACACUUUUGAGUGGACUAACAGCCGAAAGGUUUUGUACACUCAUUUUAAUGCAGGAAUGCCAGGGAGGAAACAGGGCUGUGUCGCCAUAACCACAGGAACACUUGCUGGACUAUGGGAUGUGAUAAGUUGCACAAAUAAAGAAAAAUAUAUCUGUAAGCAGAUGGCCGUGGAUGUUAUCACUACACCAGCUCCCACAACCAUCCCAGCUCCCAACUGCAGCAACGAAUGGUUCCCACUUAUGAACAGAGACUUCUGUGUAAAGUUAUUUGACAUGGAACGUGAACAAAAGAAGACCUGGUUUGAAGCUCUCGACUUCUGCAGAAAACUUGGGGGUGAUCUACUAAGUAUCCAUGGGCCUUAUGAUUUGUACUCGAUUAAACAUAUCAGGACCGAGUCAGCCUGGAUUGGUUACAGCAUCCAGGAUCCAUCUGUGGGUUAUGUAUGGAGUGAUGGAUCCUCUACAUCUUAUGAAAUCUGGGAAGAUGGUGAACCAAACAAUUACAACAAUGUGGAAAAUUGUGCUGAAAUCAUGUUUUGGUGGGGGCCCAAACGAGGAGAAUGGAAUGACCUGCAAUGUGAGGACAAACGGAGCUGGUUUUGUGAAAUUCAAAAAGGAAUUACACCAAAUGAAGUGGAAAUUACAACCCAAACAUAUAAUAAAACAGACGAUGACUGGAUUAUAUUCAAUGACAAUCAGUAUUUUAUCUCUGAAUAUCCAUCUGGCUCUAUGAAAGAAGCCAGAAUGUUCUGUAAGCAAAAACAUGGUGAUCUUGUGACCAUCAGUGAUGAGAAAGAAAGAUUAUUUCUGUGGCAUCAGGUCAAAUUAUAUCGGGAUUAUUAUAUAGGCAUGAUAGUUGAUCUGGAUAAGUCUUUUACGUGGAUGGAUGGAUUCCCAGUUGUAUAUGAGGCAUGGCAAAAAAAUCAGCCUGCUUGUCUGAACGAUGAGGAGCGUUGUGUAAAGAUGACUUUUAAUCAAGGGCUGUGGGAGAGUGUUAAUUGUGGUGAAGGAUUAAAUUUUAUCUGCAAACGAAGUGGCGAUGUCAAAGUCAAUUCCACUGCUGCUCCUAUUGAGCCCCCCAUAGGAGGCUGCGCUCCUGACUGGAUGAAGUUUGAGUCAAAGUGUUAUAAAAUAGAACUGGAGCUGAAAACAUGGCGUGAAGCCAGAUCAUACUGUAGACUUCUUGGAGGAGAUCUAACUUCUAUUACUAGCAGACUUCAGCAAGCCUAUUUAACCUUACUGCUGGAUGGACGUAAGAAUGAUGAUGUAUGGAUUGGCUUCAGUAACUUGGCAAACAGUGGAUAUAAAUGGACAGAUGGGUCUGUUGUCAGUUAUACAGACUGGGCCAAAGGACAACCAUUAAGAUCAGAGUGGGAAUGGGAAAGUGAGGAAAAAUCUUGCAUAGCAAUGGGUAACAUGCAGAGACCUGAGCAGGGCAAGUGGAUAACAAAAGACUGUAAUGAUACAAGUGGAUUUAUUUGCAGUCGUGAUGUUGAUCAUUUUAUUAAACCAAUUUCAACAAAAAUACCUACAACUUUCAUCAAGCUUGGAAAUGAUUCCUACAUGAUCUUGCAAAAAAACUUGACCUGGAGUGAAGCAAAGCAGCAGUGUGAGUUAGAGGGUGCACAUCUGGCAAGUAUUCGGGACGUCCUUGCUCAAUCUUACAUUGAACUGCAGACUUCAAAACUUGGACAACCUUUAUGGAUUGGCCUUAACAGUGCAGAGACAGAUGAGUACUUUCUCUGGAUUGAUAACUGGCACCUGAAUAUGGAGAAUUGGGGUGAAAAUGAACCAAAGAGCAACCAACCCUGUGUUUAUGUGGAUGUGGAGGGAAAAUGGAAAACUGCCUACUGUAAUGAAACUUCCUACAGCGUGUGUAAAAAAUCAACAGAAAUUGCUCCAACUCCACCAAUGCAGUACCCUGGUGUGUGUCCUGGCAUAAUUGAUGUUCAACCAAGGAUGAUAUGGAUCCCUUAUAGAGGACACUGCUAUGCAUUUGUGAAAGAAUCUGUAUCAUGGAGCAGAGCCUCCCAGCUCUGUUUGUCAAGAGGUGCCAAUCUUGUCAGUAUUGAAGACACAAAAGAGGCAAAAUUUAUAGAAAAUUACAUCAGUUUUCUUGGGAAUGAUCGGGAAAAGUUUUCAAUAGGCCUUUUUAAGACACAUGCAGAACAUUGGCUGUGGCUGGACAGAAGUGUAGUGGAUUAUACCAAUUGGGAAGAACCUACAGAGUAUGAUGAUGAUUAUGAGCAAGACUGUGCAUUUAUCUCCACCAAAACUAAACAAUGGGGAAAACAACACUGCCUAUAUAAUGAUGACGCAUUAUUUAUCUGCAAAAUAGUCAAGGUUGCAAAGCCAACCUCUGCAACAAUUGGUCCUACAGACAAGCCUGUAACACAUAGGAGUCUUGCUGUUGUGGCUGUGGUCAUAGUGAUUGCAGUGAUAUCUAUGGUGGCUGCAUUGGCUUACGUCUACCGGAGAAGGACUCGCAACUGGGCGACUGCAUCGUUUUUUGAGAACCCAAUGUGUUACACCACAGAAACCUCCUCACCAGAGGAUAAAGAUAAUAAAACAUUAGUUGACCAAAUGGAAAAUAAUUACUAAGUUACAUGAAUGUGAUUUGUAACACAAUAUUUCUUAUAAUAUUUUUCCUUUAAAUAUUCAGCUAAAUCCAAGGCAGACAUUUUGGAAAAUAUUUAGCAUUAUUUUCCAUUUUAUGAAGUUAAAAACUGCCAAAAAGGUUAGAUGGAAAGGUAUCAGAACACCCAGCAGAGUGGGCAUGGGGCCAAGCAGGCAAAGAGUUUAAGAUUCAACAUUGCAUUUAAGGUUGUUGCCUCCAAAUUCCCCGAUCCCAAUUCUGUUACAGAUAAACGUAGUUUGUUGGACAAACAAGCACAUUCCACAGGCCCCCACCCUGCAACCCACAGCACGCAAAGUAUCUGCUGCUAACAUCUUAGUGACACAGAAACACCAACUGAAGUCUUGUAAAAUCAUUAGAGCUGCCAUGGUGGCAAAUGGAGAACCUAAAACAUACAGUAUGGCACUGGGUUUACAUGUAUGCCUGUUUGGUAUUCAUAUAUACUUUAAAAAUCUUUUUGUACACAUUGGUCAGACCAGUAACCAAUUUAAGAAAAACAUCUGUCAGUAUGUCUACAUGUCUGUCCAGGCAAUUUUGUCACAGCAGCAUGCAAAACUGACUGGACAGAAUUUUUUAAAACUUAGCCGUUCCUUUGGUAUUUGGCUGAAGUUAAAUCUGUGCCAUAAAUAAAAUCAAAAUGUUGAGUGGAAGAGAUGUUAUAAGCUUCAAGGUGGGCGUGGCUAUAUGCGUCACUCAAC